Molecule: messenger RNA, 2307 nt
Organism: Cadophora gregata
Lineage: Eukaryota; Fungi; Ascomycota; Leotiomycetes; Helotiales; Ploettnerulaceae
Exons: 3
Coding region: 1-2307 (768 amino acids)
Biological process (GO): regulation of DNA-templated transcription; DNA-templated transcription
Cellular component (GO): nucleus
Molecular function (GO): zinc ion binding; DNA-binding transcription factor activity, RNA polymerase II-specific; DNA binding
Source: RefSeq, a predicted model, not a curated record
AUGCCUCCCAAGGAGAACUCGGUUGGCUACCGCCGCAAUGGCAAGAAACAGGCUUGUGAGCCGUGUCGGAAGGGAAAGCUUGGGUGUGACCACGGAGCACCAUUCUGUGGAAGAUGUGUACGACGGAAAACCACCUCGAAAUGUAUCUAUCAUCCGGCACCCAUGACGAGAGGCCGAGGGCCUACGACUGCUCUCUCUGUCGUACAAGAACCUCCAGCGGAUAAAGCCAACUCGUCUGUCUGCUUCAAUUCGCCUCCAGCUUCAGCAACAUUAAAUCCCCCGUUCUUCUCGCCUCCGCUGUCCGUACCACGUGAUGUUGUUACGAAUGGAAACCCUCCUGGAUAUACCAGUAUCACCGUCCAGACAACGGCUACUCAAACCACCAAUACACCUUGUAGUUCCACGAACAGCCAGAACAGCGCCAUGGGCCAGCCCAAGGGUCCUCUAGGGGCAUGGAAGCAUUCUGAAUACCCACGUUCUCAAAAGUUCUACGGGCCCACAAGCUUCUCAGCCAUAUUUUCUGAAAACGACGCCAAAGUCAACAGAGACCUAUUAGAUAUCGGAGAAGAUAAGCGGAAACACCCUGGGGCUUGGAUGUAUGGCGAGCCUCUCUUCGGCUUCCACCGUCCAAACGGACCGACUGCGAGAGAGAAACAGACUUUGAGAGCCUUGUGGAAUCUGCCUUCUAAGGAGACUAUGGAAGCCCUCGUGACCGUUCCGCAGUCUCUGAGAUGUCCGAGUCUCAAUUUCAGGAUGAUGAGACACUGUGUCACGACUUUGUGGGCAACAUUUGGAUCCGAGUUAACUGCUCCUAGACCAGAAAAGCCGACGCUGGAUUGGCGGGAAACUGCAGACGAACCACCGCCUUUACUUGCUAUAUCUGAUGCUCUAUUUGGUAACGAAGAGAUGCCAUUGCCUCCUGACCCCGAUGAUGGAACAGAGUGGUUGAAUAACUUCACGGGACCCAACAUCAGAUUUGAAAUGAUGGGGAUGUUGUUUUGUUUCUUCGGUUUAGCUUAUCUGGCGUCGCAAGACUGGGAUCCUAUAUUCAGUCAUCCGGAUAAUCAUGGUCGUGAUAGGAAACAAGCUGCCUGGAGGAUGAAAGAAUGUGCUAAUGUGUGUUUAACAAUGUGCGAUUAUUCGGAAACGGUAAAUUACUUGGUUACGGCACUGAUUCUGAAUAUCAAACGGGUUGAAACGGGCUGCACUGGAGAUGAGACAUAUCAAAUGAGGAGACUCCACGGCGAUAUGGUGACAACAGCAAUCACCUCUGGCCUUCACAGGCUGCCAGAAUAUGGAACGACCAAAGUUACAGCUGCUUUAGAGUACAAACGGCGACUUUUCAGUAACAUCUACUGCAGCGACAAGAUCCACUCCUCCCUCAAUGGUGUCCCGCCAUUACUGACUCGUCAAUUCUGCGAUGUUCAACUAUGUCUUGAUCUUGCUGACGAUGUACUCUUCGCACCUCCAGAGCAGCUCGAUGAAGCUAUCAGUAGACUCGGGUCAGAGGGCUGGAACCCGUCUGGUGUUUGCUAUGAGAUCUCAACUGUGCUUCGUGCAAGGACACUAAUCCAUAUGAUCCGAGAAGAAAUCCUAGAAUUGGCGCUCGGAAUCAAUGUCACUAUCUCGGUAGAGCGUAUCAAUGAACUGCACGAGAAGUCCCAGCAAAUGUUCGAAUCCUUUCCCCAACAGUUGCACUACUACGACAAAGAAGGCAUUGCCAAGAAUAGCACCGGAAACCUGCUCUAUGACCAAGCUUUUCUCAGCCUCCAACAACUCCAGAACAAGUUCCUAAUCGACCGAGUCGCCAAAGCUCGUGGUCUUGAAAACGGUCAAGGGCUCCUCAAUACAGCAAUGGAGAUGAUCGACCUGUCCCUAAUGUUCUGGAGCAAGAGAGACCAAUUGAUGGCUCACUCACACGGCUUCGAUUGGAUCAUGACCUAUUACGGCAUCCCUUCCGCGGGUGUGAUUUGCGUUGAGCUCUUGAAAACGUCCUCAGGACAUAGUUCCGUGCAACUCUCUCGUUCCGACGCCAUCCAAAAACUCACGCUCUUUAUUGCAUUCUUGGAAUGGAUUCGGCCUACAGAUGGGAACUACACCCUUGCACAGCGACUGAGGAAGGUCGUGAGACAGGUACUGGAUUAUGUGCUUGAUGUGGGGGUGAAGGACCCGGCACCGGAUUUUGUAGCGGGUGGGGAACAGUUACAGUAUGACCCUAUGCCGGGGAUGGGGUUUGAUAAUAUGAACGAUCUGGACUGGCUGAAUACUAUAGAUUGGACGCAGGGGUCUUGGAUAGAUUUCAAUUGA